This is a messenger RNA of Cetraspora pellucida, 1243 nucleotides long. The record is from the annotation of a GenBank genome assembly. NCBI's taxonomy places the organism in Eukaryota, Fungi, Glomeromycota, Glomeromycetes, Diversisporales, Gigasporaceae.
AUGACCUCUAAUAGCUUGUAUAAGUGUGAUCGAUGUAGUAAAUAUUUAGAAAAAACUGCUUUCGUUAGUAAAACUGGAAAACCUACAAAAGUAUGUAAUCAAUGCCGAAAUAACAAUUUAAAAAAUUACUACGCCACCAAGUUUAACGAAAAUCUGCCUUGUGAUCAAAAUCCUAUCGAACCUAAGGAAAUGAAAAAAAAAUUAUUUGAAUGUGUUCUUCAAGUUGGAGAUGAUGAAUAUGUAGAAAAUGAUAAUUCCGGAAUAGAGUUUUUGUGUGAAAUAUCAACUAUUUCUUUAAAAAGUGAACCUCAUGAACUUGCAAAAGAAAUCGCUACAAUCGUAGGAUCUGCUGACGGAUACUAUUACAUAUCUGAAAAAGAUCAUCACAAAUAUGCAUUUGUAUACAAUUGCUCACAAAGUUGUUCUUUAGCUAAGCGUCCACGAAAACAUGAAGAUCUUAACAAACAGCGUGAUAGAGGAUAUAUUGAACGGUUUUCCUGUAAUGGUGUUUUAAAAAUAUUACUUAACAUGGAAAUGAACACAGCAGCAGUUGAUCUUCAGCAUAAUUUACUUCAUAAACGUCCAGAUCGAUUUAAUCAAUAUAAUAAAUACUAUCAUAAGCGUGAACUACCAUCCUGGAGAAAGGAUUUUAAAAAAGAAUGGAUGCUGCUAAAAGACAAAAAAAUCAAUAAUCAUUAUACUGUUGACAUUGAAAAGUGGAUCUGUGGAUGUUUGGGAUUUUUAACUCACCGGUUUUUUCUCUGCAAACAUCUCAUUCAAGCAUCUCAGUUUAUAAUUAACAAGUUCUUUUUUGAACAUAUUCAACGGCAAGAAAUUUAUCCUUUUAUAUUCUUACCGUUACAAUCUGCAUCUGUACAACAAGCUCAAUCUUCAACCGAACGAUCAAUGCAUUCAAAUACAGUUCAACAAAUUUCAUCAAUUAUGCAAUUAAUUCAUUCAAAUACUGUCGAUACUGUAAAUGAUAUUAUUACUUCAAUUGAUGAUAACGACGAAUCAGUACAAUUAUUCGAAGAAUACAAAUCAGUACUUCGUGAUGCACUUGAACUUGUGCAAGAACAAGAAAAUGCCAAUAAUAUUCGAUGGGCACAAGCCGUUCAAGGAAGUUUCAAAGGCAUUCAAAAAUUAGUUAAGGAUGUUAAAUCAUAUAAAAGGAGAAUAACUAAUCCACGUACUUGGAAGGAUCACAAUCAACAUACGAUGUUUUUAGAUUUGCAAACUGCAA